Octopus sinensis (East Asian common octopus) is the source of this 4041-nucleotide messenger RNA. RefSeq names its product sterol regulatory element-binding protein cleavage-activating protein. The transcript is spliced from 26 exons. Gene Ontology annotation, molecular function: sterol binding; protein binding. Gene Ontology annotation, biological process: SREBP signaling pathway. Gene Ontology annotation, cellular component: Golgi membrane; endoplasmic reticulum membrane. The record is from RefSeq and is a predicted model, not a curated record. Lineage: Eukaryota; Metazoa; Mollusca; Cephalopoda; Octopoda; Octopodidae. Bases 1 to 4041 code for a protein of 1346 amino acids.
AUGGCCAUUGCCGGUAGCAUAAUCUUUGAAUGUUUGGCCUCAGAGGAAAGGGACAAGUUACCCAAAACAUCUCAAACGGAAUGGAUCUUGUUGAUGAAAAUGUCAAUCCAAGAUCGUAUAGCUCUUAUUUACUACAACUAUGGAUUAUUUUGUGCUAGUCAUUCUUACUCAAUUAUUGGCUCAGUUUUAUUUAUUGUGAUAAUAGCAUGUUAUCCAUUGACCAAAGUGCCUCUUCCUGGAAAUGCUCCACUAGAAUAUACUAUCCCAAUUCAGAACUUCCUGGAACAGAGGCAAAUGACCUCUCAUGGAAAAGAUUAUAGUUUACAUGGAAAAGAUCUAAAAGUACCACCACGAUGGUAUACUGGUUCACCUUUUGGAUAUGUACAACAAAUUCUUUUUAAAGGAACUGUAAAACCUUGGUUCCCAAAGAAAAUGAUACCAAAUGAUGCUUUUCGAGGACCCCUAAGUAAAGUGUUUGAUGUCGUAGAAGAGUUAAAUUUAUUCAAAUACUCUCACAAUGGCACAGACUUUAGUUUGCCUGAUCUUUGUCUUCAUAUUUCUGAACCCGUUACUUCAAAGUCAUUGUAUCAAUACUUGCCAUCUUUCUCUUGCCUAAUUCUAUCUCCUGCCAAUUUGUGGAAUUCAGAUAGUAACCAGUUUAAAUCUGAUGACAAGUUUAUAAAAACUGUUACACAAAAGUUUGGGCAACCAUUAGACACUCCUCCGACUAUUCAAGAUAUACUCUUUGGAGUUCCUUGGAAAGAAACUGGUGUAAAAAGGUUUUAUAUCCGCAACCGACAGAGAAUAAUAUCUUUUGCUGUUACCAUCAUCUUCAAAUCAUACAAUCAAAAGUUCCAUGAAAGUUUAAGACAUAAGUUGGAAAAAACUUUACCUGGGCGUAUCCAUAAUGCCAAUAAUUCAGCCAUUAAUCAUAUUGUCCAUAUUUAUUUCAAAGAUAUCAACUAUUUUGUUGAGUACACUCCACUAAUGGUUACCUACUUGGUACUUCUUUUAUAUAUAUACUUUUCUGUCCGAAAAAUCGAAAUGGUGAAAUCAAAAUGGGGUCUCGCUCUAAGUGCUGUUGCUACAGUAAUUGCAUCCUUGUUAAUGUCUGUUAGUAUUUGUACAAUGUUUGGAUUGACAACAACGCUAAAUGGAGGUGAAAUCUUCCCUUACCUUGUUGUCAUUAUUGGAUUGGAAAAUGUUCUCAUUCUCACUAAAUCUGUUGUGUCAACUCCAGUUCAUUUAGAGGUUAAGUACAGAGUUGCUCAAGGUCUCAGUAAAGAGGGUUGGUCAAUUACUAAAAAUCUUACAACAGAAUUGCUUAUCAUUCUUGUGGGGUUCUUCACAUUUGUUCCAGCCAUUCAAGAGUUUUGUCUGUUUGCUGUUGUUGGUUUGUUGACCGACUUUUUCCUGCAAAUGGUGUUUUUUGCUACGGUUUUAUCUGUGGACAUCAGGAGGAUGGAGUUGUCUGAUCUUCAGAAACAAAACAUCCAUUCAAGUAUCAGUGGUAACGAAGGUUCAAGUAACACGUACCCACCCAGGGAAUCUUCAUUCCACUCUCCUGUAAUGUUUCUACAGGACACUCGGUCAAUGCCAAAACAGCAGAAGGAAAAGCAAGUCAAUGUUCCAAAUAAUGAUCCGUCCCCAUCAUUUGCUCAGAUGAGAGAUGAGUUCUUUAACAGUCCAACAAUUCUGGAGCUGCCAAGGCGCCUACAGAUCUUGUUUUUCUUAGCUCGAACUAGAAUAGUUCAACGAGUUAUAAUGAUGGGAACAGUCAUUUGGAUUAUCUUGAUUCUCUACAAAGCAGGUCUAAUUGGUUACACUUUGGUGGAUUCCAUUAUAGCUCUAGUAUAUGGUGGACUCUUUAAAAACUCUUCCUCGCACCAGAAUGAAGAGCGCUUAAUGGGAAAAUAUGAUGAUGAUGCUGGCUCAGUUGAACAUAAAGAUUUGGAAAUGUGGCGUAAAUUAUCUUACAAACAUUUUCCAACUCUGUUUGGAUAUUAUAACAUCAGUAUAUAUGGAAGAUUUGUCAGUAUCCUGCCAACAAUUCACCUUUCGGCUAUUAUAACCCCUGAAGAAGCUAUCCAAUCUCGUCAUCCAAAUGAUAUAGAAAUGCUGAAGAAACAACAGAAUGCUGUUGAAAGUGGUUGGGAAGAGUAUUUGCCUAGCAUCAAAAGUGGAGACACUGAGGGCAGUAAUUCUCAAUAUUUAUCUGAAAGAGAGUUUUUCAUAACUGUCUGUUUGGUACUACUGAGUUUCAUCUUAAUCUUUUAUUUUAUCAUCACACGCUGUUCUGGCAGAUUCUCAAAAUUGAGACAAACCUGGUGUAAAUUUCGUCAGCAAAAGAAGAAAGUAGUUGAACAAACAAAUAAUUAUAUUCAACAAAUCCAUGAAUCUAUGCCACUUGUUUUAAAGGGUCAUUGUCAGGAAAUAGAAUGUGUGAAAACUGAUGGACAGUUGAUAGUCAGUGCUUGUCUUGGUGGAACGUUGAUGGUAUGGGAUUCAUUUACAGGAGAAUGCUUGACUAGAAUACUUCGUCAUAAUUUAUCAGUUCGGAAUGAACAUCAUAUGAACAAGAACAACACAGAUGCAACCUCUGCAUUUGCUGAACAGGAAAACAGCAACACAGAUUCUAUUAACAGGCUCUCAUCUCUUAAUGCAAACAUUUUAUCAUCUGCCUUCAAGUCGGAGAGAAACAGCCAAUCAUUCCUUAAUGAAUUACCAGAUUUAUCAAGCACUAUUGAUAGUGACUUCACAAGUUCUAUCUCUAGCACUUAUUCUUCACCAUUUGGAACUCCUGACAACUCUACUAACAACUUAACAGGAUUUGAUUUUGGUGCUCACUUCAAUGAAGUUUAUAAAGAUCAUAUAUCAAAUGUGAAAGAAGAUCAUGGUUGUCAAAAUAAAAGAAAUCAUUUAGAAAUUGAUGAUUUGGAUUUAUUUACUUUUGAUGACCUUGACAGUAGAAGUUCUACAAGCACAGAAACAGUUGGGGCUGUUGAAAGAGAUAUUAAUUAUGAAAUGUCUUCAAUCUGGUGUCUGUGUUUUAAAGAUGGUCUUAUUGUAACUGGUUGUGGCAAUGGCCGGAUUGAGCUCUGGAAUGCCAGCAAUGGGAGUUUAAAAUGCAUAUAUAAUAACCACAAAAUUAGUGUCACAGCUCUUUGUUUAGAAAGAAACAAGCUUGUUGCUGCCAGAUUAGAUGGUAGUAUGGAUUUUUUGGAACUAGAAACUUUUCAGAAUCUUGGAAACAUAUCUUCUAACUCAACACCUGGACUUCAUACACGCGGUCCCGUACGCCAUCCGUCCAGUUCAGCUUCAAAUAAAAACAGUACAGGCACAGUUGGAUGUUGGGAAGAAUCAGUCUCCUGUGCUUUAUUGCAGCGUAUUCAAGCCCACCAAAAGCCAAUUACUGCCUUACAAUCAGAAGCUGGACGUGUAGUGUCUGCCAGUGAUGAUCGCACACUCAAGGUAUUCUGUCUAGAGGACUGCAUAUGUAUGUAUACAUUAUAUGGUCAUCAUGGUAGUAUUACAGCUCUUUACUUAGAUAAGGGACCUCCAUUUUCUGCUGCAAGUGCUUCCACUGAUGGUACGGUUCGGUUAUGGGACUUGCUGACUGGUUUCUGUAUCCAUAAACUGUGUUCUUACGAACAACCUAUCACUGCUUUGACAUGUUCCCUUCAGUAUGUGAUCAGCCAAGAUCAGGAUUACCAUCUCUGUGUAUGGGACCGCAUUAGAGGUCAACUCUUGUAUAACUUACAACUGGAGCCUGGUUUAUAUAGUCAACAAAUGGCAUUACUCACUGAUAAACUUCUACUGCUUGGAGGACAGGGUGUUUUGUAUUUAUGGGACGUUUUUCAAGGUCAGCUGAAAAGGCAAAUAAAAGUCAGCCAUACGGAUCAAGCAGCUUUUAUUCGUUUUGUCCAAGUCUUUGACCACACUGUUGUGUGUGAUUAUGGCAAUGAACUUCGUGUUAUCAACUUUCCUACAAUUACCCUUAUUUUUUACCAAAAUUUCUUCGGGUUCCUGUUUCCGAUAUAG